AUGUCGAAUUUGUCGAAGCUUGAGUUUGUGGCACUUGAUAUCUCUGGAAAGAAUUACCUAUCAUGGGUACUCGAUGCUGAAAUUCACCUAGACGCCAGAGGUCUUGGUGCCACGAUUACCCAGGAUAAUACAGAAUCGAGUCAGGACAAAGCGAAGGCAAUGAUUUUCCUUCGUCAUCAUCUGGAUGAAGGAUUGAAUGUUGAAUACCUGACAGUGAAAGAUCCACUUGAAUUGUGGACUGGUUUAAAGGAAAGGUAUGACCACAUUAAGAUAACUGUAUUGCCCAGGGCUCGUUAUAAGUGGAUUCACUUACGGUUACAGGAUUUUAAAACUGUAUGUGAUUAUAACUCUGUUGUUUAUAGAAUUACUUCCCAAUUGAAAUUAUGUGAGGAUAAUAUAACUGACGAGGAUAUGUUGGAAAAGACUCUUACGACUUUUCAUACCUCCAAUAUGGUAUUACAACAGCAGUACCAUGAAAGGGGUUUUAAAAAGCAUGUCGAUUUGAUCUCAUGUCUUCUUGUGGCUGAGCAGCAUAAUACCCUUUUAUUGAAAAAUCAUGAAACUCGUCCCACUGGAACUGCUCCAUUCCCAGAAGUGAAUGUGGUAGCAACACAUGGCCCAGUCGAAAGAAGACAAAAUAAUCAGGGCCAUAAUUAUGAACGUGGGCAUUGCAGGGGCAAGGGAUGA
Messenger RNA from Lycium barbarum (goji berry), 687 nucleotides. RefSeq lists its product as uncharacterized. The transcript has a single exon. Lineage: Eukaryota; Viridiplantae; Streptophyta; Magnoliopsida; Solanales; Solanaceae. The record is from RefSeq and is a predicted model, not a curated record. Bases 1 to 687 code for a protein of 228 amino acids.